AUGUGACGCGUGUCCGUUGGCCAGCUGUAUCCCAUCUCCAUUACAACCGCUUUCCCCUUUCCCCUUAAGCGGUGCCCCAUACACUACAAUCCCUCUCUCUCUCAUCACAAUUCACAUAUAUAUACCCUCCCCCCAAUCCCACUCCUUGACCCACGAUACAUCAACUAACCCAACCAUAACCCAACUCCAAUCUUACAUGACAAGAUGAUGAAAACGGAUAUCGAUCGGAUCAAGGGGCCGUGGAGCCCCGAGGAGGAUGAUCUGCUGCAGCAGCUCGUCCAGAGGCACGGCCCCAGGAACUGGUCCCUCAUCAGCAAGUCCAUCCCGGGCCGCUCCGGCAAGAGCUGCCGCCUGCGCUGGUGCAACCAGCUCUCCCCGCAGGUGGAGCACCGCGCCUUCACGCCCGAGGAGGACGACACCAUCAUCCGCGCCCACGCCCGCUUCGGCAACAAGUGGGCCACCAUCGCCCGCCUCCUCUCCGGCCGCACCGACAACGCCAUCAAGAACCACUGGAACUCCACCCUCAAGCGCAAGUGCUCCUCCCUCACCUCCGACGACGACGCCCCGCCGUUUAAGAGAUCCGCCAGCGCCGGUUCGGGCUCGGGCGCGCCCAUGUAUUUGAGCCCCGCCAGCCCGUCCGGCUCGGACUCCAGCCAUACCAGCUUCCCCGUCGCCAGAGCGGGCGCCGACCCGCCCACGAGCCUCAGCCUCUCCCUACCCGGAGUUGACUCGGCCGAGUCGACCGAGUCAGCUCAGCCCCAAAUUAACCCCAUCCAAAUCCAGUUGCUGCCUCCGCCGCCGGUUCAAACACAAGCGCCGCCGCCGAUUGACAGUAGGAUUGCGCCUUUCGGCGCGGAAUUGAUGGAGGUGAUGCAGGAGAUGAUAAGGGCGGAGGUGAGGAAUUACAUGGUAGGAAUUGAGCAACAGAAGCAGCAGCAGCAGCAGCAGCAAAAUCAGCGAAUUCAACAGCAGCAGAAGCAAAUUCAGCAGCCACAAUUGAAUAUCAAUCAUCUUCAUCGUCUUCAUCAGCAACAGCAGCAGUUUCAGCAGAUGAGCAUGUGCAAUGUGAAUGAGGGGUUCAGAAAUGCGGCGAUGAAUCACGUCGGAAUCAGCAGGGUUGAUUGAAUUUGAUUGAUUGAAUUGAUUAUGUGGUCUGGUUUUUACUGCGGAGAGGAAUCGGAGAGGGGAAGAGAGAAGGAAACGAUCUCCGUUUCUGGCGUUAGUGUGGGAUUUUAGUUUUUCCAAAAAAUGGCCAAAAAAGAAAAUAAUUUUGGUUAUUGUACAGUGGGAAAUGUCAACUGAGUAGACAGAGUGUGAUGACUUCACUUCUCUGAACUUAGAAACGAAGAAAAGAAACAACAUAAAAUGAGAACUUCGCAAAAAUGAAAAAAGAAAAUUAAGUAAAGAA
Molecule: messenger RNA, 1408 nt
Organism: Salvia miltiorrhiza (redroot sage)
Lineage: Eukaryota; Viridiplantae; Streptophyta; Magnoliopsida; Lamiales; Lamiaceae
Product: transcription factor MYB73-like
Exons: 1
Coding region: 205-1125 (306 amino acids)
Biological process (GO): regulation of DNA-templated transcription
Cellular component (GO): nucleus
Molecular function (GO): DNA-binding transcription factor activity, RNA polymerase II-specific; RNA polymerase II cis-regulatory region sequence-specific DNA binding
Source: RefSeq, a predicted model, not a curated record